CGGCUGCUCCCCGGCUCCCGGGCAGGUGGGGUCCCCCAGCCGGGCAAGUUUCCACAGGGCACCGCCACGGAGUUGUGUGCGGGGAGGGGGCGGCCCCGCCGUGUCCGUCCGUCUGUCCGUCCGUCCGUCCGCCGCUUUGUUCGCGGAGGAUGCGGCGCGCCUAGCCCCGACCGAGGCGGUGGGGCCGCAGCGGGGGCAGGGGCAGCCCUCCGCCGGAAAACUCCGCGCCGCCCUCCUUCCUCCUCCUCCUCCUCCUCUUCCUCCUCCUCCUCCUGCUGCCGGCCGGAGCCCCGGCGCGGAGCGAUGCUCUCGGGCGGCGAUGGAGCGCGGCGCUAGCGCGGAGCCGCCCAGCACAGCGGCCCCUCGGGCAGCUGCCCGCGGCCCCUGAGCGCAGCAGGAGGAGGAGGAGGAGGAAGAGGAAGGGGAGAGAGAGAGCAGAGCGCGGCCAUGGAGGAGUGGCGGCAGUGCGGCCGCUGGCUGAUCGACUGCAAAGUUUUGCCCCCGAACCACCGGGUGGUCUGGCCCUCGGCCGUGGUCUUCGACCUGGCGCAGGCGCUGCGGGACGGGGUGCUGCUGUGCCAGCUGCUGCACAACCUCUCCCCCGGCUCCAUCGACCUCAAGGACAUCAACUUCAGGCCGCAGAUGUCCCAGUUUCUGUGUCUGAAGAACAUCAGGACCUUCCUGAAAGUGUGCCACGACAAAUUUGGGUUAAGGAACAGCGACCUCUUUGACCCCUUUGACCUCUUUGAUGUGCGGGAUUUUGGCAAGGUGAUCUCUGCAGUAUCCAGGCUCUCCUUCCACAGUAUUGCUCAAACCAAAGGAAUUAGGCCCUUCCCUUCGGAGGAGACCACGGAGAACGAGGAUGACGUGUACCGGAGCCUGGAGGAGCUGGCAGACGAGCACGACCUGGGGGAGGACAUCUACGACUGCGUGCCCUGCGAGGAUGAGGGCGACGACAUCUACGAGGACAUCAUCAGGGUGGAGGUGCAGCAGCCCAUGAAAAUGGGAAUGACAGAAGAUGACAAAAGGAAUUGCUGUUUGCUGGAAAUCCAAGAAACUGAGGCCAAAUACUACAAAACACUUGAGGACAUAGAGAAGAACUAUAUGAACCCCCUGAGGCUGGUACUGACUCCCCAAGACAUGGAAGCUAUUUUUAUCAAUUUGGAGGACCUAAUUAAAGUGCACUUCAGUUUCCUGAGAGCCAUUGAUGUCUCGAUGAUGUCUGGAGGAAGCAGCCUGGCAAAAGUGUUCCUGGAAUUCAAGGAGAGGCUGCUGAUUUAUGGCAGGUACUGCAGCCACAUGGAGUAUGCCCAGAACACCCUGAACCAGCUCCUGGCCAGCCGGGAGGACGUGCGGCAGAAGGUGGAGGAAUGCACACUAAAGGUCCAGGAUGGGAAAUUCAAAUUGCAAGAUCUGCUGGUGGUUCCAAUGCAGAGAGUUUUGAAGUAUCAUCUCCUGUUAAAAGAGCUGCUCAGCCAUUCCUCAGAGCGGCCAGAGAAGCAGCAGCUGAAGGAGGCUCUGGAGGCAAUGCAGGACUUGGCCAUGUACAUCAAUGAGGUCAAGAGGGACAAAGAGACUUUGAAGAAAAUAAGUGAAUUUCAGAGCUCUAUAGAAAACCUGCAGGUGAAGCUGGAGGAGUUCGGGCGGCCCAAGAUCGACGGGGAGCUCAAGGUGCGCUCCAUAGUGAACCACACCAAGCAGGACAGGUAUUUAUUUUUAUUUGAUAAAGUGGUGAUAGUCUGCAAGAGGAAAGGAUACAAUUAUGAGCUGAAGGAGAUUAUUGAGCUGCUCUUCCACAAGAUGACUGAUGACCCCAUGAAUAACAAGGACAUUAAGAAGUGGUCCUACGGCUUCUACCUGAUCCACCUGCAGGGCAAGCAGGGCUUCCAGUUCUUCUGCAAGACAGAGGAGAUGAAGAGGAAGUGGAUGGAGCAGUUUGAAAUGGCCAUGUCCAACAUAAAGCCAGAGAAAGCCAAUGCAAAUCACCACAACUUCCAGAUGUACACAUUUGAGAAGACAACCAACUGCAAAGCCUGCAGGAUGUUCCUGAGAGGAACCUUCUACCAGGGCUAUCUUUGUCCCAAGUGUGGAGCAGGUGCUCACAAGGAGUGCUUGGAGAUUAUUCCUCCCUGCAAGAUGGGUUCUUCAGCAGAGCAGGAUUCCCUGGGUGCAGGACCUGGUCCUAAGAUGGUGGCAGUGCAGAAUUACCAUGGAACCCCAGCCCCUCCUGGGAAGCCAGUGCUGACCUUUCAGCUUGGGGAUGUGAUCGAGCUGCUCAGGGGGGACCCCGACUCUCCCUGGUGGGAGGGGAGGCUGCUGCAGACGAAGAAGUCGGGUUAUUUCCCCAGCUCCUCAGUGAAACCCUGCCCUGUGGAUGCCAGGCCCCCCAACAGCCGGCCACCCUCGCGGGAGAUCGACUACACGGCGUACCCGUGGUUUGCAGGGAACAUGGAGAGGCAUCAGACAGACAACCUGCUCAAGUCCCACGUGAGUGGCACGUACCUGAUCCGGGAGCGGCCGGCCGAGGCCGAGCGCUUCGCCAUCAGCAUCAAGUUCAACGAGGAGGUGAAGCACAUCAAGGUGGUGGAGAAGGACAACUGGAUUCACAUCACGGAAGCCAAGAAGUUCGAAAGUUUGCUGGAGCUGGUUGAGUACUACCAGAGCCACUCUCUGAAGGAGAGCUUCAAGCAGCUGGACACAACCCUGAAAUACCCCUACAAAUCCCGGGAGCGCUCUACCUCCAGGAGCUUCACCCGCUCCCCAGCCUCCUGCGCUUCCUACAACUUUUCUUUUCUCAGUCCUCAGGGCCUCAACUUUUCUUCUCAGAGCUCCUCCAGUCCCUUCUGGUCAGUGUUCACCCCCCGGGUGGUGGGCACGGCCGUGGCUCGGUACAACUUCGCGGCGCGGGACAUGCGGGAGCUGUCGCUGCGGGAGGGGGACGUGGUGAAGAUCUACAGCAGGAUUGGAGGGGACCAGGGAUGGUGGAAAGGGGAAACCAACGGAAGGGUGGGCUGGUUCCCCUCGACCUACGUGGAGGAGGAGGGGGUGCAGUGAGGGCGGCCGUGGCCGCUGGAAGUCGUCGAGCGCCCGGAGCCGGCAGCUGCAGCCCGAGCACACUGUCCCCGUGCUGGACACCUCCCAGGACUGCCCCUCACCACCCCCCCUGCCUCCAGGCUGCCCCUGCUCCGUGUACAGAAGAUUGAAGGGCUGUGGGAUGGAUGGCGUUGGUGCAGCCCCGCAUGGACAGAGCUCAGAGACUCUGGGGUGCCCCGCAGGCUGUGGGUGCUGCACCCCUCCUCUGUCUCAAGGGGCUUUAAAAGCCACCCUGGGGAUGGUGGUGCGAGGGUGAGGCUGAAGGUUUUGUGCCUGGUGAGAGUCUGGGGGUUUCCAGGGGAGGGAGCCCCAGAGAGGCAGUGCAGACCCCCUGCCACAGCACCCAGGUGGUCCCCAGGCCAGGAUUUUGGCAGUGCCCUGGCAGCCAUGGGCGAGGAGCAGGCUGGGGACACCUGGCCUGGGAGGAGGAGAGGGCUUGUGACUGUUUUGAGCCUCAGAUGUAGCUGGAAGUGGACCUUCAGGAGGGGAAAGAGCCUUUUUGGCACCCCCAGACCCAUUUUCUUUCCGUCACCUCAGUCCCACCAGCCUUGCUGCAGGCAGGGGGGUGCCCAGGGAGCAGACUGGUCCCAGUGGUGAGCAGGAGGUCUCUGUGCACUGCAGGGCUGGAGAUGUGCUCCACACAAGGGUGUCAGAGGCCACCAAAGCAGAGGAUGUGUCCCUCCCCUUGCUGGCAGCAGGACCCACCCCAGGCCAGGCUGAUUUUUCCUUGCAGCUGUGACAAAUCCCACCUCAUGAGCUCAGGGCAAACCCACCUGAAUGAGGGCUAUGGGAUGAAGUCCUGAGCGCUGUCCCUGAGCUGUGAAAGCACCUCCUCUGCCCAGCUGUGUGCACUUUUGGGGGCUGCCCCCCACUCUUCCUCCCACAGGCUGUUCCUGCUGCUGCCCAGUGAAGGUCCUUGUGUUGUGACAUUCCCACUGUGUCCUGAGCACCCUCUGUCCCAGUCUGCCCUUCCCAAAGUGCAAACACAAACAAAAUACACGUGUGGCAGCGUGACAGGGAACAACUUCCCUCUAUCUGAGCCCCAGGAGCUGCUUCUCUCAAUAUGUGGCAUUUUCAGCUGGUGCUUCCAUGCCCUGAUGUUUUUUUCCUCUGGGAUUUGUGGUGGUCCUGCUGUGCAGCAUCGUGUUCCUGCUGUGGGAUCCUGGGAAAGGCCAGUGCUGGGUGGGUGAGCAGUGCUGAUGCCCCCAGUCCCUGGCAUGGGGGUCUGCAAACAGGGAUAAGGAAUGGAAGAGUUUGGAUCUCUCAAGGACAAGGGGAUGCUGUAAUUUGGGAAUUACAUGCUGCUGCUCAGUGACAAGCCCAGAGCCACCCUGCCUUGCUCCCUGCUCCUCUGGAGCUCUGGGGGUGCCCCACUGGUGCAGCAGGAGCUGGCUGGGGCAGGCAGGAGGUGACAGGGACACGGGGGGGCUCAGGGCGUUCCCAAGGUACUGUUUGGUGCUAACCCCUCCCAUGCUCAGUUUGAGGGGAGCAGCCAGCAGGGAGAUGAGGAUUCCCUGCUCCUGUGCAGAGCAGAGGGUGCCAUUCCCAUUCCAGAGGCCGUGCUGGAGCUGAGGGGGAAUUUGGGUGGGUGGGACACACAAACCCCUGGUGGCUCCUGCUCUGCCUCACAUCCUAAAGCCUUACAGCCCCUCCUGUUCAACGUGGCCAAUCUGGAAAGGUGGCAAGGGAGGGCACAGCCCUGCCACAGGGACCAGGGCACCUCUGUCCCUUACACCCCAAAGGGACCCCCACCCUCUGCCUGCCCUGCCAAACCCCCUCCCCAGAGAGCUCUCCCUCUUGUGUUUACUGGUGUAAGAAACUUGUUAAAAAAAAAAAAAAAAAAAAAAAAAGAGAGAUUGUUCUGUUUGUAAGUAAUUAUUCAGCCAUUUGCCACAAAUAUAUCUGUGAAUAAGAAAGGGAAAUGUUUUUUUAUGAUGGUGAGAAAAUUGUAUGUAUUAUUUUAGUUCGUCCAGGUCAUUUGGAAUCGCAAUGGGAUACGUUGGAAAAUAAUAUGUAAAUUCCUUGGGUUUUUCCUUUGCACUGCACUAACUGGGGUAGGGUGGAGGGGGUUUAAAGAUCAAACUGUUUGUUUAAUGGAAUAGUUUAUAGCUGGGAAUUUGGAAAUCAUUUGGAGUAGCUUGUAAUGCUGGAAUAGAAACUUUAGCUGCUACUUAGAAACUCUUUUGCAUGUGGUUUUUCCAGGCCUUUUUAAGUUACAAUCCAUCAAAGUAAAUUCCCCAACGGAAAAAAACCCAACAAAAUAAAGUGUAAUUUUGCUGA
Messenger RNA from Oenanthe melanoleuca, 5373 nucleotides. It is a transcript of the gene VAV2, whose product is annotated as vav guanine nucleotide exchange factor 2. Bases 448 to 3054 code for a protein of 868 amino acids. The transcript is spliced from 28 exons. Gene Ontology annotation, molecular function: guanyl-nucleotide exchange factor activity; protein binding. Gene Ontology annotation, biological process: regulation of GTPase activity; intracellular signal transduction; cell migration. Gene Ontology annotation, cellular component: cytoplasm. Lineage: Eukaryota; Metazoa; Chordata; Aves; Passeriformes; Muscicapidae. The record is from RefSeq and is a predicted model, not a curated record.